Molecule: messenger RNA, 1849 nt
Organism: Trichoplusia ni (cabbage looper)
Lineage: Eukaryota; Metazoa; Arthropoda; Insecta; Lepidoptera; Noctuidae
Product: Golgi-associated PDZ and coiled-coil motif-containing protein-like
Exons: 15
Coding region: 44-1849 (601 amino acids)
Biological process (GO): negative regulation of protein localization to cell surface
Cellular component (GO): membrane; trans-Golgi network transport vesicle; Golgi apparatus
Molecular function (GO): transmembrane transporter binding
Source: RefSeq, a predicted model, not a curated record
UACUGUCACAGUGACAGUUUAUUGUCAACAAAUUAUUGUGAAAAUGGCGACGACUACCGGAGUAGGUUUUCGAUGGUUAGAUAUAUUAGAAAAAGAAUUCGACAAAGCAUGUGUCGAAUUAGACACAUCUCUAACAGAGUUGGAGACUGAAGAGCCAGAGGUGGUGUUUGGUGCUCGACAGAAGAUUGCCACUCUGAGCUCAUGUUUUGCGCAACUAACACACAAGGCCCUCACUAUAUUUCAAAACAGUGCUAAAAUUGAGGCUGAGCUCGUUGAUAUGAGGGCAGAACUGGUGCAAGCGCGAGCAGCGUCAGCGGGUGGUUGUCAGGAGGGUGGCGAUGCGGCGGGCAACGUGACAGAUGCGGCGCGCGCGCGCUCUGAGGCCGCGCAGCUCGCGCGGGAGAACGCGGCGCUUAGAGAGACCGUGCUGGCGCUACACUCGGAACUAUUCGGAGCUAGACUGGCAACAAAAUAUCUGGAUAAGGAACUAGCGGGCAGAAUACAACAGUUGCAAUUGCUUGGCAGAGACAUGCGAGCUGAACUACGAGAUUCAUUAUGGGCUCAGGUGGAAGCGGAGAUCCUGGUGCAGCGGCACAAGACGCUGGUGCGGGUGUGUCGCGGCGCGGGGGGCGCGGGGGGCGCGCGGCCGGCCGCGCCCGCGCCCCCGCCCGCGCCCGCGCGCCCCGCGCCCCGCACCGUGCGCGUGCGCCGCUCGCCGCAUCUCGGACUCGGCAUCUCCGUCACCGGCGGACGGGAACAUGGCGUGCCGAUCCUGAUCUCGGAGCUGGAGGCGGGCGGGCCGGCCGCGCUCACCGGCGAGCUCUAUGUGGGCGACGCCAUACUCGCUAUCAACGACGUCGACCUCACGCAGGCGUGUCACAAAGAGGCUGUUCAAGCGCUGCAGAGUGUAAAGGGAGACUGUGCGCUCUGUGUGCAGUUCAUAGCGACUGAUGAUGACGAUAGACUAUCGGAAGACAAUUAUAGGUUUCCCCUGUACCCUGAAGAUGGCGAGGUGUUUGGUGGGGAGCAGGACGGCUCGGGAGCCACGCCUACUGCGCCGCGGACACCGGACUAUAACAGGCGUACGUCGGAGGCGGGGUCAGUGAGCGAGUGCGAAUCAGACGCGUACCGCGCGCCGCCGCCCGCGCCCUACCCCGACUACAACAACAUCAACAACAACCUCAACAUCCUCGACAUGGACGACGACUCCAUCAAGAUCGAGGCCCGCCUAGAGUGGUCGGGCAUCCCGCGGCGCGGGUUGCGCGAGGCGUCGUCGGGCGAGUCGGCCGCGUCCACGCCCGUGCACGCGCGCCCGCACAACAACAAGAAGAAGCGCAAGCCGCAGACAGACCGGUGUGUAGAAAACUCGAACACCGCGGACUGGCGCACUAAGGGCGCAUACCGACCGGUCGAGCUAGACGCUCCCUCCUCAGACGAGCCGCAGACAGAAGCGCCCAGCGACAACCUGCCAGUUAAUGACGUGCCAGAGUCACCGGUAGCGCCAGUACCGCCCGCACCGUUGGAGCUCGCGCAGCCACCCCUUAUCGACAUCGAUUCAAAAGAGACGAAGAUAAACAAGCCGAAUGGAGACAUUAAACCCCUUAGGAGAGAAUCUAAAGGAUUCAGGAUAGGGUCGGCGCGGCGUGUGACGGAGGGCGGCGGCGGCGGCGUGCUGCUCAACGGCGAGGCGCACGCGGCGCACGUAGCGCACGCCACGCACGCAGCGCACGCGACGCACCCGACGCACGCAGCGCACGCCACGCACGCAGCGCACACGACGCACACGGCGCGCGGCCCGGCGCGGCUGCUGGCGGGCGGCGGCGACCCCGACUUCGGCACGCCCGUGUGA